Onychostoma macrolepis is the source of this 2161-nucleotide messenger RNA. It is a transcript of the gene wbp1, whose product is annotated as WW domain binding protein 1. The record is from RefSeq and is a predicted model, not a curated record. Lineage: Eukaryota; Metazoa; Chordata; Actinopteri; Cypriniformes; Cyprinidae.
AGAAGCAGCGGAUGUGGUUCAGCUUCAGUGCCGCUCGACGGCUGUUAUUGCUAUUAUUGUUAUUGUUAUUAUUGUCGAGGCUGGAUGUGAUGCUGCUGCCCUCUGUGUGCGGAUCCCAUGAAAUCACGUUCCUCAGCACAGACAUGGCGUGUGGACGGUCAUCGCGUCUGUUCAACUGAAGCUUUAUGAUUCCGCUCGAGUUUGGGAAGAAAAACGCAGCAAGAUGCCGCAGAAGAUGCUGGGCUCCGUGCUGGGGCUCCUCUGCACAGGGGCGUGUUUGGUUGAGGGGAAGGAGUUUUGUUUUGGCGUGAACAAUGAACAGUACCGCUGUGAGAUGGGCUACUGCUGCGGAGAGACCGAGUGCUGCACUUACUAUUACGAGCUCUGGUGGUUCUGGCUGGUCUGGACCCUCAUCAUCAUGCUGAGCUGCUGCUGUGCGUACAGACACCGGCGAGUGAAGAUGCGUCUGCAGCAGGAGCAGCGACAGAGAGAGAUCAGUCUGAUGGCGUAUCAGGGUGCGUCCAGCGCCUUCAUCACUCCUCCUCCUCCUCCUCUCAACCUGCGCUUCUGGACGGACUGUAAGCUGCCCGACUACGAGGAGGUGAUGGCUCACCCGCCCACGCCUCCUCCGCCCUACUCCUCCGGAGCCGGAGCCGAGCCGGAGCCGCAGGAGACGCAGCAGGAGCGCCGCAGACACGUGACCGGAGACUCGGGCAUCGAGGUGUGUGUGUGCCAGCUGGACGAGGGCUCGGGGCCCGAGGAGGAGGCUCUGUGUCAGGGGCCCGCGGGGUGUGAUCAGGAGUGAGAGACUGUGCUCCUGAGCAGCGCAACGCCUCGAGUGCGCCGUGUGUCUCCCAGCAUCCCUCUCGCUUCCCUCUGAACCAAUGAUACACACCACGCUUUGAUUCUCACAGCUGCACCGAGACCUCGGCCCAGACACACACACACACACACACACACACAUGCAGGGUGGCACACACACACACACACACACACACACACAGGGUGGCACUUGUAGUUUGUGAUGUUUGUGUGCUGAUAGAGCAGAUAAACACACCGUCAGCUGAUCGUCUCGUAUCUCAUCGUGGCCUUACCUGUUUCACUCGGCUGCUGUAAACAAGCGUGCCGUCCCGUGUGUGUGUGUGUGUGUGUGUGUGUGUGUGUGUGUGUGUGUGUGUGAGCAGUCACAUGACUCACGUCUAUAGGUGUGUUCGACUCGAAGCGGCGCUGCACAGCACGAUCGGUGUGUACCGCAAGAGCGGUUCGAAAGCAUCGGGGUCCGUCCGCUGUCUCAUCGCUCUCGCGGGGCUUCGGUGUGGUACACUGAUCGCUCCGAGCCGAACGCAGCUCCUGAUUAGUGUUCGUUAGUGAAGCUCAGAUGUGUGUCGUAGAGGCUGAUCAGGCCGCAGACUGACGUUCACCUGCAUUAAGGGCUAAAAUCAAGAUCAGAAUGUUUCCGGUUGGUUUUCUGGUGUCUGUCGCGUUUGUUUUUUCACGCGUGUCUCUGUUGCACUGAAGGACGGCGUCGUCCUCAAUUCUUCGACUCCAGCCCAAAUCCCACAACGUUUACAGACUCUGUGCCUUUCGGUGGAGAUCCGGACUAACUAGGCUAUGCAAAAACCCAGGACUCUGUUGUGAGCUGCAGUAACGAGCAAUACUCGACUCCUUCCCUGUGUAAUCAGAGCCAAUGCGUUCACUUUAUUUCUUCGCCGUCUGUCCACGAGUGAAAGUCAUGACCUUUGUUUCUCUACUAACUGUGUUUUGGAUUCAUCAGCGUUCUCCGGCGUCACCGAUGAUUGCAGACGCUGUUUUGAGCGCCGCCGGUCGUGUUACGCUGGUGCUCUGAGACAUGAAGCCUUCGCAUCGAGCAGCUCCAAGUCUGUCAUCUGAUGUGUGAUUAAUAAAAAAGACGUUUAUUAUCGAGCCAAAUCACAGCGCAAACCAGUUCUUCUAUAAUACUCGUUUAUAACAGUAGUGCUCCGCUGAAGUGUGUACCGUAUUUACUUGAGUCUUCUGACGGUGCGCGAGCGGUUCUGAUGAAGAUGAAGACUGCUUCACGGCGCUUCUACUCUCGGUUCUUUAGCAAGACGUCUGCUGUGUCUCUGUAUAGUCAUUUGUAUUUUAUUUUUGUAAUAAAAUAAUAAACCAGCUUUGGCACUGA